Emys orbicularis (European pond turtle) is the source of this 1914-nucleotide messenger RNA. It is a transcript of the gene LRRC4C, whose product is annotated as leucine rich repeat containing 4C. The record is from RefSeq and is a predicted model, not a curated record. The coding region runs from base 1 to 1914 and encodes 637 amino acids. Gene Ontology annotation, cellular component: glutamatergic synapse; postsynaptic density membrane; plasma membrane. Lineage: Eukaryota; Metazoa; Chordata; Testudines; Emydidae. Gene Ontology annotation, biological process: regulation of axonogenesis; synaptic membrane adhesion; modulation of chemical synaptic transmission. The transcript has a single exon. Gene Ontology annotation, molecular function: cell-cell adhesion mediator activity.
AUGUUGAACAAGAUGACCUUACAUCCACAGCAGAUAAUGAUAGGUCCUAGGUUUAACAGGGCCCUAUUUGACCCCCUGCUUGUGGUGCUACUGGCUCUUCAACUUCUUGUGGUGGCUGGUCUAGUCAGGGCUCAAACUUGCCCUUCUGUCUGCUCCUGCAGCAACCAGUUCAGCAAAGUGAUUUGUGUGCGGAAGAAUCUGAGAGAGGUUCCAGACGGCAUCUCCACCAACACACGGUUAUUGAAUCUCCAUGAGAACCAGAUCCAAAUAAUUAAGGUGAAUAGCUUCAAACAUUUGAGACACCUGGAAAUCUUGCAGCUGAGUAGAAAUCACAUUAGAACCAUUGAAAUAGGGGCCUUCAAUGGUCUGGCCAAUCUCAACACUCUGGAACUUUUUGACAAUCGUCUUACCACCAUCCCUAAUGGGGCUUUUGUAUACCUGUCAAAACUGAAGGAGCUUUGGUUGAGAAACAAUCCUAUUGAGAGCAUCCCUUCUUAUGCUUUUAACAGAAUCCCUUCCCUACGUAGGUUGGAUUUGGGGGAACUAAAAAGGCUUUCAUACAUCUCAGAAGGUGCCUUUGAAGGUCUAUCCAAUUUGAGGUAUUUGAACCUUGCUAUGUGCAACCUUCGAGAGAUCCCUAACCUCACACCACUCAUAAAACUGGAUGAGUUAGAUCUUUCUGGGAACCAUCUGACAGCCAUCAGGCCGGGGUCCUUCCAAGGGUUAAUGCAUCUUCAAAAAUUGUGGAUGAUACAGUCCCAGAUUCAAGUGAUUGAAAGGAAUGCCUUUGAUAACCUUCAGUCACUGGUGGAAAUCAACCUGGCACACAACAACCUAACACUACUGCCUCACGAUCUCUUCACACCACUCCGCCUAGAAAGGAUCCACCUGCACCACAAUCCUUGGAAUUGCAACUGUGACAUUCUUUGGCUCAGCUGGUGGAUUAAGGACAAAGCACCCUCCAAUACUGCAUGCUGUGCUCGCUGCAACACACCUCCCAAUUUGAAAGGAAGGUACAUCGGUGAGCUGGACCUGAAUUAUUUCACGUGUUAUGCUCCGGUGAUAGUGGAGCCACCAGCAGACCUCAACGUCACAGAAGGCAUGGCUGCAGAACUGAAAUGCCGAGCAUCGACCUCCCUGACCUCUGUAUCUUGGAUUACUCCAAAUGGAUCGGUUAUGACGCAUGGGGCAUACAGAGUUCGGAUUGCUGUGCUCAGUGAUGGCACAUUAAAUUUUACAAAGGUGACCGUGCAAGACACGGGCUUGUAUACCUGCAUGGUGAGUAACUCUGUUGGGAAUACUACAGCUUCUGCCACACUGAACGUCACUGCACUGGACAAUGGUUACACAUACUUUUCAACUGUCACGGUAGAGACUAUGGAACCUUCUCAGGAUGAGGCACGGACCACAGAGCAGAUUGGGCCCACACCAGUUAUUGACUGGGAGACCACCAAUGUGACAACUUCUCUUACUCCACAGAGCACAAGGUCGACAGAGAAAACGUUUACCAUCCCAGUGACAGAUGCAAGCAAUGGGAUCCCAGGAAUAGAUGAGGUUAUGAAGACUACCAAAAUCAUAAUUGGUUGUUUUGUGGCUAUCACUCUCAUGGCCGCUGUGAUGCUGGUAAUAUUCUACAAAAUGAGGAAACAGCAUCACCGGCAGAACCACCAUGCUCCAACACGGACUGUAGAGAUCAUUAACGUGGAUGAUGAGCUUACAGGUGAUACACCCAUAGAGAGUCACUUGCCCAUGCCGGCGAUAGAGCAUGAGCACCUAAAUCAUUAUAACUCUUAUAAGUCUCCUUUCAACCACACAACAACAGUUAACACAAUAAAUUCAAUACACAGUUCAGUGCAUGAACCGUUAUUGAUCCGAAUGAACUCAAAAGACAAUGUACAAGAGACUCAGAUCUAA